Messenger RNA from Salvelinus fontinalis (brook trout), 2009 nucleotides. Its product is annotated as chemokine-like protein TAFA-2. Bases 689 to 1087 code for a protein of 132 amino acids. The record is from RefSeq and is a predicted model, not a curated record. Gene Ontology annotation, molecular function: receptor ligand activity. NCBI's taxonomy places the organism in Eukaryota, Metazoa, Chordata, Actinopteri, Salmoniformes, Salmonidae. The transcript has 6 exons.
UGUUGCUUGAAAUAAUACACUUGUCUCAGGUGCGUGUCCUCCUCUGCCUGCUGAUGCUAACGCUCCGGAGUGGACCCCUCAUCUCAAAUACGUCGUCUGGACCGUGAAGAGACAUAGUCUACACACAACAAAUGAACAAAACAAUACUGCAUGAACUGCAAUAACAACAAUCUGUUCUGUAGAAACAAUGAUUGACUAUCAGUCGUUUCUUUCAAGCUCGUUGGGAAGUUGUGAAAAAACGCUAAAGGACCAGGAACUUAAGAAGACUUCAGAGUUUCUAUAUAUGCAGUCGACCGAUUAAGCCGGGAGCUCGGUCGAGCUUGAAAGUCUAUGCAAUAGGCUACAUUUUCUUUUGACAUCUUUUGACUCAGGGAUUUGGCGUUUUGAACGCCUGAUGUCUACCCAUUUUCCUAGGUUCUGUUUUGUCGUGGUGGGUACAUUCACGGGCUAAAGGAAAUUGUAUUUCUUUAACAUUACCCUGUUUUUGUUUUUGAAAAUGGAGAGCAAAUGAGAGGGGCAUUUCCCGGGAUUAAUUGACAGCACAACGACAGAGGGAUGAGGGGUUUCAGCGGAGGUGUAAUGUCGUGAUGCUGUUCUGUAGAGUGUGUUCAUCCCUCAAACCUCAAGGGAACCCAGGCCUCUCUGUACAAUGAGGGGUGAGAUUGGAAGAGAGGAAUUUCAGCGAUGAAUGCGGGAGAGAGACCUACGGAGCGUGUGCAGAAGGGUGCUGCUGUUGGCCGUCUGUCUGCUGUCUCUCUGGGGACAGCUGACCCUCGCUUCGUCACACAGAAGUCACAUAGUGCAUGUCAAAGCAGGGACCUGUGAAGUGACCGCCGCCCACCGCUGCUGCAACAAGAACAAGAUCGAAGAGAGAUCCCAGACGGUGAAAUGUUCCUGCUUCCCCGGACAGGUUGCCGGGACAACAAGAGCGGCCCCAUCUUGUGUGGACGCAUCCAUAGUUGCCCAGAAGUGGUGGUGUCAGAUGCAUCCAUGUAUGGAUGGGGAGGAGUGUAAAGUGUUGCCUGAUCUGAAAGGCUGGAGCUGCAGUACGGGAAACAAAGUGAAGACGACGAAGGUGGGUGCAUAAUGUCACGCGAUAGUGCUGUCUGUCCUGGAUCUGAAGACUUGGUGUCGUCAGUCAUUUCUUCCUUGACAGAAACCACUGGGUCUUCUUGGAUGUGAGAACUAUGUAUUGAAUGAUUUUGGGAAGGAACCAGGGACCACUAAGGGAACAUGGAAAACUCCUGAAAUUCUACCGAACGGAUGCAGAGCAGAGACUUGACCUGGAAAUAACAUAGAACCACCUAUCCAGACUACUGGACUACUGAAUACAUCCAAUCCCUAGCCGUUAUUGUAUCACCCACCAAAUUCCUGUUUGUGUUUUUUCCUCCAACGGACUACUACAGUAGGAGAUCCAACCUGCAAGGUAUUUAUUCAUUAAAAAGACAAACUGUGGAUUACGCAAGCAAGAUAAACCUUCAUUCGAAACAUGUGACGUGACAUUUUCAAAUCUUUUUCCUCUUUUUGUCACAGAGCUCAGUGACUCCAAAACAAGGUGUUUGUGUUCGAGAUCGAUUUUAGAUCAUAAGCAUUUCCAUUCCUUUUUAGCCUUAUGAAGCAGAUGUCUCUUCUUUUUAAGGUUUUUGAUUUGGAAAAAAAAUAUGAAGUGUUUUUGAGAACUUGAGACAUCAAAGGAGAUGGCACAGUAGAAAAAACAGUUCUAACUACUACGUUUCAGUGUUUUGAAUUAAAAGACACCAUCCCACUGGGCACAGACGUCAAUUCAACGUCUAUUCCAUGUCGGUUCAACGUAAUUUCAUUGAUUGGACGUGUAAACACUGUUGAUUUAACCAGUGUGUGCCCAGUGGGAUGGUUUCACCAAUCCAAUUAAAAUGACAAACUGAGCUCCAACUCUUUUACUAACUGUUUUACUAUCUGUUUUUAAAAGCCUGGUGACUAACAUUGAGUAAAAGUGUCAGUAUUAUCUCAAUAAACCUAUUUCAAAAGGA